Paramecium primaurelia is the source of this 1862-nucleotide messenger RNA. Lineage: Eukaryota; Ciliophora; Oligohymenophorea; Peniculida; Parameciidae. The record is from the annotation of a GenBank genome assembly.
AUGAAAAAUAGCACAACAUUAAAAGGAGUUACGAAUACAUUCUAAUAAAUGGUAAUAUCGGCCAAAUAAAAAGAAGAUCAUGAACGUCGAAAUAUGAGCAUUUUAGAGAAAGUGGCUACUCUUUGGCAGAGAGAUAGUUCACAUACUAAAACAAUAUAGUUAUAAAGAACUAUUUAUAUUUUGAAAUAAUACUCUUAAAAUAGAACAGAUGAAUAAUUAGAAGCAGUUAAAACCUAUUUUGAAGAAAAUUUCCCUUAUUAUAGGUACAAGAACUAUAAAUUAGAUUAGUAAAUUUAAAGAAAAAUUAGAUCAUGAAAGUUGUAAAUCUCUAUUUAGAGAAAUGACUCUAGAAUGGUAUGAUAGUACCAAAAUAAUCUUCAGACAUGGUGAUCCUGGUAGAAGAAUGUAUUUUGUACUUCAAGGUGAAUUAGUAAUCUUAAUUCCUAAAACUAAAAAUACUUCAGAAAAUCAACCUCAAAAAAAACAAAAAUUCAAGUAUAACUUAUUUAUAUAUUAGUUCUUUUGAAGAAUGGGUUAAAUAUGUAUUUGCUGAUUAUACAUAAGUUGCAACUAAAAUAGAAGGAGAUUAAUUUGGAGAAAUAGCAAUUGAAUAAAAAGUUACUAGAACAGCUACUGUUGCUGCUAAAACUGAAGUCAUUCUAGCUGUCAUUACUUACGAUCUAUAUUAAAGAAUUCUUGGUGCUUUCUAACAUGAAUUGACUAAUCAAAAAAUAGCAUUUAUCACUAAAAUACCUAUCUUUAGUGUUUGGCAACGAUAAAAUCAAUUAGUACUUUUAUAAAGUCUUGAAGUAUAAAAUAAGAAAGUUGGAUAAUAUGUUUUUUAAAAAGGGAAACCUGAUGAAUAUAUAUAUUUAGUAAUUAAUGGAGAAAUUGAAGUUAUUUAAUGGUCAACUCCUAAUAAAGAUUAAAUAUCUAAUCAUCAUAAUUUUGUUCCUAAACCUAGUAUUAUGGCUAUAAUCAAUUCUGGAUAGUUUUUUGGAGAUUAUGAACAUUUCAAAUAACUCAACUAUAGAAUAACUACUGCUAAAGCCAAAACAGAUUCUACUUAUUAUAGAAUUAAAUAUAGAUAAUUAUUAGACUAUUUUUAAAUUUAUUCAUCAAUUGAUGAUUUCCUUAAAUAUGAAAAUGUCAAAUUUUAGAUAUAGAGUCAUCUUGGAUAAAGAACUAACUAAAAUCCAAAUUUAACAGAAAGAACUGGAGAUUAAACUUAUUAAUUUGAUUUAGAUUAAAUUAAAUCAUCAUAUUAUAAAAAAAUAAAAGUUGAAUAAUAAAUUGAAAAAUUAAGAAUGAAAAUGGAAAAAACUGUUGAAUAAGCAUAAAAGGCUAUUUAUUAUUAUGAAAUUGAAAAUCUUAAGUAGAGUAUAGAAAAUAUUGAGACAAUCCAAGCUGAAAAAUACUCCUUUUUAGUUCCUUUUAGAAGUGAUCCAUAUGUAAAUGAAAUGAAUCUUAUAAGAUCAGAAACAAGGAAUUAAAGAAGCAGAAUGCAAAUUUAAUCUGAAAACGAUUUUAAAAGUAAGGACUUGUAAUUUAGUCUCAGAUCUAGUAUUAAAACUUAAGGUUAAACUAGAUCUCAUAGUUAAUCUAAUUUUAAUUCAUUAACAUAUGCUAAGAUCAUGUAAAACAAACUAAAAAAGCUAUCUAUUAAUGUCUAACCAACUAUUGAUAUCAAUAAACCAUAAUUUUCUUCAUCUAAAACUACAAAAAUUGAUCAUCAUCAAACUAAUGUUGAAAAUAUACAUAAUGUUAGACUAGAUUUCACUCCUAUAUCUAAUUCAUAGUUACUUAACAAAAAAAAACAUUUAGGAAGUGUAUAUAAGUUCUAAAUUAAAUCAACAUACUGA